Messenger RNA from Metarhizium album ARSEF 1941, 1653 nucleotides. RefSeq names its product F-box domain containing protein. The transcript has 2 exons. Gene Ontology annotation, molecular function: protein binding. NCBI's taxonomy places the organism in Eukaryota, Fungi, Ascomycota, Sordariomycetes, Hypocreales, Clavicipitaceae. Bases 1 to 1653 code for a protein of 550 amino acids. The record is from RefSeq and is a predicted model, not a curated record. Gene Ontology annotation, biological process: SCF-dependent proteasomal ubiquitin-dependent protein catabolic process. Gene Ontology annotation, cellular component: SCF ubiquitin ligase complex.
AUGGAAGACUCGAACAACAGAUUGGACUCGGAGCUGAAGUCCUUCAGAGAGCAAUGGCUGUCCGAAGUGCGCACCAGAAAGGGCGACCAAAACACCCAGCCCAAGCCAUGCACCUCCUCAUCCGCCUCAACGGCACCAUCGGCAUCCCCGCCGUCCCGAAAUCCCGCGGCGCGCCAGCCCUCGCCUGCGAGGACCAGAAAAGCACCAUCGGCAGCUGGAGAGGAAGACGAGUGCUUGCGCGGCCCGUCCUUCGACGACGGCCCCGAGCCCUCGAGGAACGCCGCCACCGAUGCAGCCUCCAGAACUGCGCCAGAGAGGGAGCUCGUCUCCGCCCUGGAUCACUACGAGGAGGCAAUGGAGAAGGAGGCCUUGGGAAAGAUGGGCGAUAGCCUAAAAUUGUACCGCAAGGCGUACAGGAUGGACCAAGGCGUGGACCGCAGAUAUCGCGAGAAGCACUUCCCGCAGCAUAGCAAGCAGCAGCAGCAGCAGCAGCAACCUCUGGCAGCACCUGCAGCAGCGUCGUCAACGCCGACGCAAACCACGGCAUCGGCAGACGGCGCGCCCGCGGCAGAGGACAGCUCCGUGGCGCUCCCCAUCAAAGACCUCGUGUCCAGCUUCGCGGGGCUCCAAAUCGCAGCAGCGCCGCCCGAAAUAGACGGCGCGCCACCUCGGGCAUGCCCCCUCUCCUCGCUCCCCAGCGAGCUCCUCAUCCACGUCAUGCAGGACGUGGCGGCCCUCGACGUAGGCGACUUUGCGCGCCUCUCGCUCGUCUGCAAGCCGCUCGCGUACCUCGUGGCCACGGAGGAGCGGAUAUGGCAGCAAGUCUGCCUCGGCGCGCGGUUCGGCUUCGCGGGGAUGCACCACCGCUGGAGCAGGACGGUAGAGUGGGAGCCGCUCGAGGGCCGCCGAGACGACGCCGACGCCGACGCCGACGCCGACGCAGAAACCACGGCCACCGUCACCGGCUGCCUCGCCCUCGUCCCCGACACCUACGCGACCUGGAAGGCCAUGUUCCGGGCGCGGCCCCGGGUCCGCUUCAACGGGUGCUACAUCAGCACCGUCAACUACGUCCGCACGGGACAGGCGUCCGCCAGCCAGGCCACCUGGGGCGGCGCGCCGAUUCACAUCGUCACCUACUACCGCUACCUGCGCUUCUUCCGCGACGGCACCGCCAUCAGCCUCCUGACCACCUCGGAGCCCACCCACGUCGUGCAGCACCUGACACGGGACCUGCUGCACCUCCACCGGCGCGACACCGCGGGCAGCGCCGUCCCCGCGCACCCGCCGUCGGCGGCCAUGCAGCGCGCCCACAAGGGCCGCUGGCGGCUCUCCUCGCCCGGCACCGGCAUCGACGCCGACGCCGACGACGCCUCCCCCCCCUCUCCCUCUCCCUCUCCGUCCUCGCGGGCCGCUUCCCGCCGGCGCCGGCGCGAGGGCGACCUGACGGUCGAGACCGAGGGCGUCGACCCCAAGUACAUGUUCCGCAUGGACCUGUCGCUCCGCACGGCGGGCAAAGCCGCGCGCAACAACAAGAUUGUGUGGAGGAGCUUCUUUAGCUACAACAAUCUGACUGACGACUGGGCCGAGUUUACGCUCAAGCACGAUAAGCCCUUCUUCUUUGGCCGCGUGCGCAGCUACGGCACCGGCGAGUGA